GUCAAGAUCGUCUUCGCCUCGAUUCAUAGCCAAUUGGAUUCUGUCAUUCGGAACAAUUCUUAGUUCUGUAAAAUUUCUUCGUAAAACUAUUCCAAUAAACCAGUGAAAAUGUCCGCACCCGCUCUGCCAGCACCAGUGAACGUUUCCCCAUUGAUCAGGUUCGGUCGUUGGGGCCUCCUCUCUGCCGGCAUCCUCUACGGCAUGUUCCACCAGAACAGGCUCUCCAAGAAGGAGACUGCCUUCAGGGAAAUUGAGGGCAAACAGAAGGUAAUCCGCGAUGCUCAAUUGGCUGCCGAAAAGAAGCUGGCCUCCGAGAGGGAGAUGAAGAACUUGGAGGAUAUGAUGACCACAAAGAAGUAGAGCAUCGAUUUGUAACUAAUUAUUAUAUCGUACAUAAGAAUAAAAUGUAGUAAAAACACAGUAAUCCAUAUCUAA
Nicrophorus vespilloides is the source of this 435-nucleotide messenger RNA. It is a transcript of the gene ATPsynE, whose product is annotated as ATP synthase subunit e, mitochondrial. The transcript is spliced from 2 exons. The coding region runs from base 109 to 360 and encodes 83 amino acids. Gene Ontology annotation, biological process: proton motive force-driven ATP synthesis. The record is from RefSeq and is a predicted model, not a curated record. Lineage: Eukaryota; Metazoa; Arthropoda; Insecta; Coleoptera; Silphidae. Gene Ontology annotation, molecular function: proton transmembrane transporter activity.